CCGUCACACCGCCCACCGACCCCGAGCCGCUUUCGCGUCCCCGGCGGCGGUGAUGGCGACGACGACGACGACGACGACGACGACGACGCGCAUCGAUCGCGUCGCCGCUUCGUCGUCGCGCGCGGCGAGUCGGAGACGUUCUUCGACUUCGACACCGAAAAGCGCGACAGCGCGCAGCCGGACGACGGUGCGACGCGCGACGACGAGCGAUGACGACGUUGCGGACGACGCGUCGACGAGCGAGCGCGCGCGGGUCGAGCGAUGGCGCGCGCGGGCGCGAACGAUGCGGGCGAAAAUACUGAAAGGAUACUUGGCGAGGCUGGGCGCGCGGAGCGACGACUGCCUGGAGAAGGACGAACUCGUCGAUCGCUUGGCGGAAACGUGGAUGACGAAGUGCGAAAAUUUUGCAAUCACGGUGCCACUGCGACAGCUCGGGAACAUUGGUGGGAACCCACGGUCGGGGUACGCGCUGGUGACGUUGGACGUCGGCGGCGACAUCGGGUUGUGCGAUUUCGUCAUCGACACGGGCGCGACGACGGCGUUGAUCACGCCCAAGGCGCUCGACAUGUUGGACAAAGACCAAGUGAAAGAGGGCGCCGCGGUUCGGGGGUUGACCGGGACCGGGGAGACGUUGCGACAAAAAGUUUCCAUCUCGGAGGUGCGGUUGGGGAGCAAGGAGUUCGUCCUCGACGCCGUCGUCACCGAUUUAACCGCCGUCGGCUUGCCGGCGACGAUCGGUGGUUUACUCGGUCUCGAUUGGCUCGGAAACUUUGAGGUAGAGUUCGACUUUGAACAGUCGGUGAUUACGUUUUGGCCGCCGGGCAGCGUGAAGAACGGCGCCGUGGCGGUCGAAGAUCUCGUGCGCGUCCGGUUGAACCAGCAUCCCGUGGGGUUGAAAACGGUGCGUUGUUCACUGAAUGGCGCCGAGCUCGACGCCAUCGUAGACAUGGGUUCGUUCUUUAGCGUCGUGAAUUGGAUGGCGAGCACCACCGCAGGGAUCGGUCCGGACUCUGACAAAGUCAAACGCGGCGGCUUGCAAGUCACGGGUGUCGACGGCAAAAGCAUGGCUAUGGCGAUGGCGCCGUACGAUUUGCGCGUGCUCGGUGACGGCGAAGAAGAUUUGACUUCCACCUACCAAGGAAUGUGUUGCAUCGGUGACUUACCCGCGUUCGCGGCGCUUGGUGCGAGCGUAUCGCCAUUCAUGGCGUUGGGUCUCGACGUCAUCGGGCGCGGUCGAAUGGUCUUCAACGCCAAAGACAACGCGAUGUACUUGUCUAAGGGCGACGUCACGUACGGUGUGUGA
Molecule: messenger RNA, 1303 nt
Organism: Ostreococcus lucimarinus CCE9901
Lineage: Eukaryota; Viridiplantae; Chlorophyta; Mamiellophyceae; Mamiellales; Bathycoccaceae
Exons: 1
Coding region: 53-1303 (416 amino acids)
Source: RefSeq, a predicted model, not a curated record